AUCUGUAAUAACCUGUAUCGUCUGCAAUCAUGUGUUCCUUCUGUUGUAGGUGGAAAUAAUUUAUUUUACAUUAGUAAUUAAUUUUUUAAGAUUUUAUAUCUUUGGUUUUUAUUAGUUAUGAUAUUUUUUUAUGGAUGUUAUUUGCAGUAAUUUGGUGAAUCUCUAGUCUUCACAUGGAACAGUUCUAGAGAUGUCACAGAUGAUGUCAGAAUCAGCCGUACAAGAAACAUGUAUUACACCUAUUACUGAUCAAAAUCUAGAAGAUCAAAACAUACGUGAUGAAAAGAAGGUGGAGCUCACCAGCGAUCCUUAUGCCUAUCUGGACCGCUGUGGUUUCUCGUCAGAGAAGUUCAAGAUUGAAAUACGUGGUCUUCCAAAGUUCUAUGGAAUCGGAGAGCUUAAGAAACUCCUGAACAGCAAGCUGCAGCUGGGCUCGAACAAGAUCAAGCCACCGAAGAAGAGGAGCAAUUGGUUGUACGUGUGUUUCCGCAGCGACGCCGACAGGCAGGCUGCCAUAGUGGCUCUGAAUGGCCACACCUGGAAAGGCAGUGUGCUGCAAGCUUUUGAAGCCAAACCUGCUCCAGAUCCAUUGGUCAAUAAAAGGAACCAUGAAAUGGAGGACAACGUGGAUGGGGGUGAAGCCAAGAAGCUGAAGGUGGAUGAUGAGAAGAGUCUGGAGGAAAGACUUCGUGACUCAACUACUCCCUUAUGGAAUGUUACUUACUGUCAACAGCUGGAGGACAAGCAGAAGAAAGUGCGUUCUCUGUUGCUCAGCUUGAGUCGAGAUAUUGUGAAAGCUAACCCCACUCUGGCACCGUGGAUCAAAAGCCAGAAAGCCAAGCACGAAGGACUACCUUGUGAACUGCUGCCGAUAAGACCAUCACCGGUGCAAGACGGGUAUCGUAACAAGUGCGAGUUUACUGUGGGUCUUAAUGAAGUUACAGGAGAACCCACUGUUGGUUUUCGUGUUGGCAGUUAUGUGCGGGGUUUUACUGGCGUGGGAUCUGUCGACUGUCUCAAGCAUGUACCCCAACGCAUGAAAGAAGUUGCAAAGUUGUUCGAGCAGUUUGUGCGCCAAUCAGACCUGGGCGUGUACAACCCGGAGACCCAGGAGGGCAACUGGAGACAGCUGACUGUGCGCCUCGCUCACAGAACCAGUCAGCUGAUGCUGAUCGUCGGGAUCCAUCCUCAGUCGCUGCCCGACAGCUCGAUCGAUGAGCUGAAGACGGGCAUCAGGAACUUUUUCCAAGACGGCCCUGAACGAGUGGGGAAUGUCAGCUCAUUGUACUUGCAGUUAAUAAAGAAGACGAUGUCCGGGGAGGAGCCACCGCCCCUGCAGCACAUCCUCGGGGAGACGCACGUCUUGGAGGAGCUGUCGGGGCUGAGGUUCCGCGUCUCCCCGCAGGCCUUCUUCCAGGUGAACACGCCCGCGGCCGAGGUGCUGUACGGGGCCGUGGCGGAGCUGGCCGCCCCCGCACCCGGCGCGGCCGUCCUCGACGUGUGCUGCGGCACCGGCACCAUCGGCCUCUCCCUCGCCCAGAAAACUGGUCAAGUUCUGGGGAUAGAACUGUCAAGUCAGGCGGUGGCAGAUGCUAAGGAGAAUGCUGCACUAAACCAGAUCACCAACUGCGAGUUUUUUGAGGGUCGUGCUGAGGAUAUAAUGGGUUCGGUCAUCAGCCGCGUGACCGGCAAAGACAUUCUGGCGACAGUAGACCCACCUCGUCCAGGCUUGCACCAGAAAGCACUGAUUCAACUGCGACGGGCCGAGAAGUUGAAGAAGUUGGUCUUCAUGUCAUGUGAUCCGAAGGCAGCUUUCAAGAACUUUGUUGAUCUCGCUCGCAGCAGUUCCAAAACGUUCCAGGGACUGCCUUUCGUGCCGGUGCGAGCUGUAGCCGUCGACAUGUUUCCCCACACUGUGCACUGUGAGCUUGUCGUCUUGUUUGAACGACUAGAUGUGACAUUACACAGUCAAUAAAGCUGUACGCCAAGUUGGCAAAUUUA
Messenger RNA from Bacillus rossius redtenbacheri, 2001 nucleotides. RefSeq names its product tRNA (uracil-5-)-methyltransferase homolog A-like. The coding region runs from base 191 to 1975 and encodes 594 amino acids. The transcript has 10 exons. Gene Ontology annotation, biological process: RNA processing. The record is from RefSeq and is a predicted model, not a curated record. NCBI's taxonomy places the organism in Eukaryota, Metazoa, Arthropoda, Insecta, Phasmatodea, Bacillidae. Gene Ontology annotation, molecular function: RNA binding; RNA methyltransferase activity.